GAAAAGUUUAGCCACUCAGAGGCGCUAGAAGGCGGGUCAAUAUAAUGAGGGACAGCAGAACCCACCCAAUCAGGAGGUGGGGGUAGUUUUUCCUGCUUGUCUCGCCGAGUUCUCGCAGAUGCUGGUGCCCAAGGAUCAGAUAAUCCGUGGAUGCCCAGGAAGGACAGCAGUGAAUUUCUUGCUUUAAGUCAGGAAUGGUCUAUGGUGCUUCCUUGUUGGAUCUCUCCCUUGCCUGGAUGUCUUGGGAAAGCUAAUACCUACCAGGCUGCUAAUACCUACCAGACAGCCUGUGUAGCCAGUGAGAGUUGAAUGGUGUAAGUACUGCUGCUGUGGGGCAGAAGACAGGCUCAUCUCACAAUGGCUCUGACCAUCGAGACAGAGUCACGGAUCUAUCGCUCCCUGCGAGCCGUCUCCGGCAUCACUGCCCACCUUGUCUCACUUGGAUUCACCAUCUUUGUGGCCGUACUGGCCAGACCUGGGUCAAGCUUGUUCUCUUGGCAUCCUUUCUUAAUGUCGCUUGCGUUCUCCUUUUUGAUGACGGAAGCCCUGCUGGUCUUCUCCCCGGAGAGCUCGCUGCUCCGCUCCUUCUCUCGCAAAGCCAAGGUCCGCUUCCACUGGGCCCUGCAGCUGCUGGUCCUCCUCUGUGCCCUGCUGGGCCUGGCCAUCAUCAGCUACAACAAGCACCUUAAUGGCAAGGCCCACUUUGUCACCUGGCACGGCCUGACGGGGUUGCUGACCGUGCUGUACGCCAGCAUGCAGUGCACAGGCGGCGUUGUUCUCCUCUACCCCAAGCUGAUGAAGAACUGGACGCUGGCCAAGCUCAAGGUCUACCAUGCCACAUCGGGGCUGGUGGGUUACCUCUUGGGCUGUGCCAGUUUGAUGCUGGCCAUGUGCUCCUUGUGGUUUACCACCACAGUGACUGGUCUUUCCUGGUACCUGUCAAUGCUGUGCCCCAUUCUCACCAGCCUAGUUAUCAUGAACCAGGUGAGCAAUGCUUAUCUCUACCGCAAAAGGAUCCAGCCCUGAGGUACCACACUGAAACCAAUCUUCCCUGGGAAUGCUGAAGGUGCCAAGCACUGUCCCUGGGGCAUUGGACCUGGGAAGUCACCUGCAUAGGGUCUCUCUGGAGCUAGCUUUCUAACUAACUCUAUAUUUUUAAUACUGGAAAUGUGUGUAGCAUUGUGCCCACUCCAUGAAGUUGCUCUUCCCUGAAGGCCGAGCAGCCCUGGGCAGGAUGGUAUAGUUGCCAUCAGCGACAGUGCGUGUGACGGACAGCAGCAGUUUAGCUCAUACGUGCUUUCGUGCUGAAUGGUUUUCCAGCCACAUGCAGGUCUAGUGGCUGGAACAGCUGGAUGCUCAUCAGCGGAGCCCCGUAUGAACUACUCCACGCACAGGCUCCGUACAACCAGAGGCGAAAGGAUUAAAGCUGGAAUUCAGAGCUGCUUCCCCUGGGUGGGCUCAACGCUAGUGCAGACUGUUCUCAUUGACACAGUACCAGGGCUGUAUGGCGGGGGGGCAGGAAUUUGUUAUAUCCCUUUGUGAUUAGGCAGGUCUGGAAUGUUCCCUUCCCCCUCCUCUUUUAGGAGUAAAGAUCAGUAGUUCCUAGCAAUGAGCAAAUCUGCAGGGAGGGCUACCCUGGGUCCACACCCCUAAUCCAGAAGGAGGCGCUGCAGUGCAGAGAAGAGGGGAUCAUAGGAGUAGAGAUGGGUCGGGCACCAGCUGCCCUUGAGUAACACUGACCCCUCUGCCACAGGCGGGGGAGUCUGCCUUGGAGAAAGUGUAGGGGCACAGGCCUGGAAGGGCCACAGCUGCCUUCUCCCAUGGGCAGAGGAGCCUUUCAGGCACCUCCAGGAGAUUCUCCAAAUUAAAGCUAAUUGAUGGUUGUUUCAGCACACCUUGGUGAAGUUUUGAGGCUGAGGGAAUGAAGGCUGAGUAGUAACUAAGGAGCAGCCCUGGAGCAGAGGGGCCUGGGAUCUCUAUGAGCAAGACUAGAGCUGAGUGAAGCCAAGGAGAACACCUUGCCUGAGCUAGGGCUGUGCUGGGUGGGCGAGGCUCACACUGGGCAACCUUAGCAUGGAUCUCCUGGUAGAGCAUGGGCUGGAAAUCCAAGCUCUGGGAGUGGCAGAGCCAUUCACCACCUUCCUGUGCACUUCAACUUUGGCUGCUCCUUAAAGCCACUCUGAGUGGAGCCAGCCAAGGGCCUUAGUUUCUGUGCUAUCUGUAGAGCAGGGCUCCAGCCUUCUAGCAGCUGGGACCAGCUGCCAAGAGGGAUCUCCCCACUGUGCCAUUUGGGCAGCUCAGCUCUGCGGGGCUGGAACUGUUGCCCAGAUGGUUUGGAGGGGAUGGGAAGCUGGGACCUUCUCCAUGGAAGAUCGGAGAGUUGAGGGCUUGCUCUCUUGCUUUCUGGAGUACCUUCCAUCCAGGGAUCUCUCAGCACUUUGCAGCCUCCAAUCAGUCCUUCCCACACACCUCAUGGAGCAGUCAGUAUUGUCCACCCCAUUGUACAGCUGGGGAAACUGAGAAGGAAGUGACUUGUCCAAGGUCUCACAAGGAGCUGGUGGGCAGAUCUGGGAAUCAAGCCCAGCUCCUGAGGCUUAUGCACCAUCUUCUCCCCACUGUUCCUCUGACAGCCUCCUGGGCAAAGCUCAGGCCUACUGUUCCCUUCCUUGUGGUAUGGGGGUGUGAGAGCAGCAGGUCUGCCCCCAUUGUGUGUGUUACUGGGAGACAGUCCUGUUGUAUGUACUGUAAUGUAUUUAGCCAUAUCAUGUGGGAAAGGGCCACAGCCUCCAGGUCACUGAGAGAUUGGGAGGGGGGACAUAUUGCACACCCGGUGCUAUGGCCCGCAGGCAAUGCCUGUCUUCUGAGGAAGGGGAGAAACGAGUUGGACUGAACCCUCUGUGCCUGGCAGGGAGGAAAGGACUUGGCUCCAAGAAUGAGGGUACUAGAGACUUUGGAAGCAACUCCUGGUUUUAUGCCUCUUGGGUAAAAGAACAAAUGUUGGGUUAGGCCCUCCAAGGCCCAGCCCUUCUCUGGGAGAAGUCUGGGGCACGUGGGCUUGACUAGGGCUCAAUUCCAUCACAGCAGAUGGGGGCCCUUCCUCGUGCCUGGAAUAGCCCUGGUGAGGAUUCCUAAAGGUGCACAAUGGUGCUCUGCCGUGUUAGCUGCUGCGCAGUCCUCUUGGCCAUUGCGUGAGCAUGGAAUGAUCCUGGGAGCCCAUUCACCUUUAUGUUGCACUGACACAUUCCUUCUGCUAAAGGGAGAGGGAGGAAGUGCCCCUCCUCUCUGUUAGCAAGGUCUGAGCAGCCUUGGUUCAGGAUGCAGCCCUGUGGACUUUGCGGUGUGUGCAGCUCUCCUCCCUGGUUAAAUGACACCCCCACCCCCACCCCGCUAGCAGGGAGGUCCUACCGACUGUAAAAGGUGCAGAAAGGGUUUGGAAUACUUGUGGCACCUUAGAGACUAACAAAUUUAUUUGAGCAUAAGCUUUUGUGAGCUACAGCUCACUUCAUCGGAUGCAUGCAUUUUUUUUCCACUGCAUGCAUCCAGUGAAGUGAGCUGUAGCUCUCGAAAGCUUAUGCGCUAAUAAAUUUGUUAGUCUCUAAGGUGCCACAAGUACUCCUUUUCUUUUUGCGGAUACAGACUAAUACAGCUGCUACUCUGAAACCAGAAAGGGUUUGACUCCUGCUGGAGCCCAAGGAAGCUGCAGCCAGCCUCAGUAGCUGUUUCAAUCCUCUUACUGAGGUGCAUCAUUUUCCCUCUGGGGGGCAGGGGAAGUGGGAGCAGAGCCUACUCAAGGAACAUUAAGCUGGAGCCAGAGGUUUUUUUAAUUAAAGAUUUCAAGCAGCUGCAGCCUUGUCAGCUUUGUGCCA
Molecule: messenger RNA, 3866 nt
Organism: Chelonia mydas (Green sea turtle)
Lineage: Eukaryota; Metazoa; Chordata; Testudines; Cheloniidae
Product: transmembrane reductase CYB561D2
Exons: 4
Coding region: 358-1026 (222 amino acids)
Cellular component (GO): endoplasmic reticulum
Molecular function (GO): transmembrane monodehydroascorbate reductase activity
Source: RefSeq, a predicted model, not a curated record